CAGCCCGGCCUCGCUUAGGCUCUGCCCAAUAGGCAGGAGGGAAUCGGGAUGGGAGCGGGGGAGGAUCAUGGCGGAUCGGCUAACGCAGUUGCAGGACGCGGUGAACUCGCUUGCAGAUCAGUUUUGUAAUGCCAUUGGGGUAUUGCAGCAAUGUGGCCCACCUGCCUCCUUCAGUAACAUUCAGACAGCGAUAAACAAAGACCAGCCAGCUAAUCCUACAGAAGAAUAUGCUCAGUUGUUUGCAGCAUUGAUUGCACGAACUGCUAAGGAUAUUGAUGUUUUAAUAGAUUCAUUACCUAGUGAAGAAUCAACAGCAGCUUUGCAGGCUGCUAGUCUGUAUCGGUUAGAGGAGGAAAACCAUGAAGCAGCUGCCCGUCUGGAAGAGGUUGUUUAUCGCGGGGAUAUGCUACUAGAAAAGAUACAGAGUGCCCUAGCAGAUAUUGCUCAAUCACAGCUGAAGACCAGAAGUGGUACUCAUAGCCAACCUGUUCCAGAUUCAUAGCAGCAGGGGGCAGCAUUUUGCUGCAAAAGUGAACUUUUAGAUUGUGAAUAAAAUCAUAUUUUUGAAAAAAGUUCUGUAUCAAAUACUUACAGUAAGUUAGCCAUACUGUUGUGUAAAUAUUUUGAGUGAACUGAUUAUGGUAAAAGCAUGUCACUUGUCAAAGCCUUAAAGUCUUCUUAUAUAGCCUCAAGUUUGGUAUGCAAAGCAUUUAUAAACUAAGAAUUGGUGUUCAUGUUGCUGGCACUGCACAUUUAAUGCAUUUCCUUUAUUUCAAAAUACUAAUUUUUUUUUAAGUUUAGCUUCUCUUAUGCAUAGAUGUGUAUCUAAUGGGCUGUCAUCUUCACAAUGUAAAUUUGUAUAGUCCUACUGGGGAAUAAGGGAAAAAUUUUUCUCAGCAUAUUUUUGGUAACCUCUCCUCUAAAUCUUCAAGUUUAGGGGGUCUUAUUUUAUUGUGAGGCUUUUGCAGGAAAUAGAGCUUCACUGUGCAGAGUUCUAUGAGCAAAGUGCUGUGCAUUCUGAGGUUGUUCCAGUGCUCACCUCCUGCAUUGCUGUAUAUACUGUUUAAUUACCAUUUCUACUGUGACACUUUGGCAUACUUAUUACUUGACAGUAUUUUAUCUUCUUUGGCUGCAAGCUAGUAUACAGAUUUCUUGCCAGCUGCAUCCUGUAAAAUGGGACUUUGGAGCAGUAGUGAUUCCUGAUGGACUUCCUGGUUCCUUGCAGACUGCUAGCAGGUCAUAUGGGAUUGGCUGUACCCCUUUGCUUCCGGCUGCUUCUACACAUGCUAGGUUUCUCAUGACAAAGAGUGUUCCUGUAAAAGCAGAUGCUCCUGAAGAGGAGCAUCAGAGGAGUUGGAGGAGAAACAAAAGGUGUCCAGUAGGGAUAGAAGCCAGCAAUGGAAGCUAACUUCCUUUCUAAUAUUUCUCUUGUGUAAGCAGUUGCUGUAGCCACUCCUUGAACAUUGUGUGAGUGUAAAUAUGAAAGGAGUAGUCCCUGAGAUAUUAGAGUUCUUCUAUACUGAAAAAAAUUGUGCCCCUAAUGGUGUGAAUUAAAAACAGAAAAAUUGUGCUCGAUUCAAACAGUAUAAGCUUUUAGGGAUGUUUGGAUCAAUAUUUGAACUUUGUGGCAUAAGUAUGGGAGUGUACACCCUUCUCCCUUAGCAAUCUAAAAAUUUUACUUUGGCUACUUUGUUGUUGAAGAUAGACUGGCUUCUCUUGGAGUCUGUGUGUGUGUGUGUAUAUAGUCUACUCGUUGUCCUGAUUCAAAUUGUUUAUCUGUGUGUACCAGUCAAAAUUUCCCUAAUGUACAUGGAACUGUUAUGCUUCUGUUGUGUUCAGCUGGUCUGAAACAAUUUGAACUUGUUUUUUGGCAACCUACCAAUGGCAAUGGAUGCAAGGAGCCAUACACCCAUUAAAUGGUGCCGUAAAAGGAAGAGUGGAGCAGGUCAUGGGACACGCCUUGUACACUUACAACUGUAACAGUAUGCUGUUCUAAAGAGGACUUUCACAAUAUAAUUAAAUAUGAAGUGGUAAGUACUGCUCGUUGUUGCUAAAAUGGAAAUGUAGGAUUUAAUUACACUUAAAUGGCGAACUUCACCUGCUAUUGUGAGACUCCUGCAAUACCUAGAUACAAGGAAGAAAGGAAACAUGGUCUAUUAAUUCAAAUAGAAGUGGGGCCCAUGCUGUGGUCCCAGCUAUGCCAUGGGCUUCUUUUGUCUCUUGGUAAAUCACUAGAGCUCAGUCUUUCACAAAUAUGUACUAAUUUUAGGUGCUGACUCUGAGGGCCUGACUCUUUUCUUUUUUUAAAUAGAUGUCAGACACCAACUGCAAUUGAAGUCAUGGGAGAUGUGCUCAGCACAUCUAAAAAAACAUGCUCAUGUCUCAAGUUCUGUGCCCUGAAAGUGAGGUACCAAAAUUAAUGAACACUUAACUUGGAGCUAGCCAUCUAUUUUCUCAUCUGUAAAAUGGAGAAAACUUCCCAAUCUCACAGGAGUUUUGAGGUUUAAUAUAUUGCUACAGGAGUUCAAUAGAGAUGGAUUAAAUGGCAUGGUAGCCCAAAUCUUGAAUUCACACUCUCAAAUGGAUUCCCUAAUUACAUUUUAACAUCUGUGUAGUUGCACAGUGGCUCUAAGAUCUGUGUUGUCAGCUAUUUACUUGCCAGAAGUAAACCCAAGCUCAAUAUUUCUUAGCCAUUCAGAAGUUCUCUCUGCAUGGUUACAUCAUCCUUGGAUACUUCAGUUUUGUGCUCUUUAUGUUUCAAUAUUUCCUUGUUUAAAACGUUGCCUUAGUGUAGUAUUUUCUUCAUGCUUGCUGCUUACUCUAGUAUAUUAAUGUGCCAGCCACCUUUAUAUUAAAGUGCGUACUAGUUUCAACAGCUAUUUCUGUUCUGCAUGUGAAGAACUUUAACUCUUAUGCUGGUGGAACGUAGGGCAUGCACACAUUUUGUGUGUCCCCCUUGAUGUCUAGCUCAACAUUUCUACUAAAAUGUCAACAUUUGCUUAUUGACAAUAUAAUAAAAAUAAAACAAAGCAAGGAAAUUG
Messenger RNA from Malaclemys terrapin pileata, 3041 nucleotides. RefSeq names its product mediator complex subunit 21 (gene MED21). The coding region runs from base 68 to 502 and encodes 144 amino acids. Lineage: Eukaryota; Metazoa; Chordata; Testudines; Emydidae. Gene Ontology annotation, molecular function: transcription coregulator activity. The record is from RefSeq and is a predicted model, not a curated record. The transcript is spliced from 4 exons. Gene Ontology annotation, biological process: regulation of transcription by RNA polymerase II. Gene Ontology annotation, cellular component: mediator complex.